Enhydra lutris kenyoni (northern sea otter) is the source of this 2027-nucleotide messenger RNA. Its product is annotated as branched chain amino acid transaminase 2. The record is from RefSeq and is a predicted model, not a curated record. Gene Ontology annotation, cellular component: mitochondrion. Lineage: Eukaryota; Metazoa; Chordata; Mammalia; Carnivora; Mustelidae. Gene Ontology annotation, biological process: L-leucine biosynthetic process; L-valine biosynthetic process. The transcript is spliced from 10 exons. Bases 344 to 1633 code for a protein of 429 amino acids. Gene Ontology annotation, molecular function: branched-chain-amino-acid:2-oxoglutarate transaminase activity.
UCUGAGGGAGGAGGGGAACAGGGGCCCAGCUUCUGGGUUCUGGGGAAAUAUGGCCUCUACAUUCCUCACUUUUCAAAUUCUUAUCAGAAUUUGUGUCCCCCAGGGAUGCCUUCACUUACCUGUGCACCGUGCCUCACUGUCUUCUGUCUGAGCUGAUCUCAGGGCUGGGGCCAAAGUUCCCAGGGGUGGGAGGUGCCUGUGUUUGACUUUGCCCUGGCUGGGAGGCGACAGGAGCUGAUUCAGCCCUUGCUAGGAAUUGUCCUUGUGAGGACAGGGGCACCUCCCACAAGGUGCUGAUCUGACAGGGGAGUGGACUUGUCCAGGAACACAUGGUCCAUGUAGAAUGCACUGGGCCUUGGACAGACCAGGGCAGAGGGGCCUCCCAAGUGCAUGGUGGCAAAGGAGGCCCAUGGUCCCCUGCUUUUUCUACCUUUCCUGGCCUCUCUGCUUUUCUUACUUCUGUCCCCAUCCCCAGAUUUGGGCCCGAAAACUCCUCCCUGCCUCUUGGCUUCUGUGUGGCCCCAGAAGAUAUGCCUCAUCCAACUUCAAGGCUGCAGACCUGCAGCUGGAAAUGACACGGGAGCCUCACCAGAAGCCUGACGCCAGCAAGCCCCUGGUGUUUGGGAAGAUAUUCACUGACCACAUGCUGGUGGUAGAAUGGAAGGAGGAGAAGGGCUGGGGCCAGCCCCGUAUCCAGCCCUUCCAGAACCUCAUGCUGCACCCCGCCUGCUCCGGCCUCCACUACUCGAUGCAGCUCUUCGAGGGCAUGAAGGCGUUCAAAGGCAGCGACAAGCGCGUGCGCCUCUUCCGCCCCUGGCUCAACAUGGAUCGGAUGCUGCGCUCUGCCCUGCGCCUCUGCCUGCCGAGUUUUGAUAAGGUCGAGUUGCUCGAGUGUAUCCGCAGUCUGGUGGAAGUGGACAAGGACUGGGUCCCUGAGGGCAAGGAUACCAGCCUCUACAUCCGGCCUGUGCUCAUCGGAAAUGAGCCCUCGCUAGGUGUCAGCUGCUCCUCACAAGCGCUCCUGUUUGUCAUUCUCUGCCCCGUGGGCGCGUACUUCCCCGGAGACGCCAUGGAUUCUGUCUCCCUCCUGGCCGACCCAACCUUCAUCCGGGCCUGGACGGGUGGGGUGGGUGACUACAAGCUGGGGGGGAAUUACGGGCCCACCGUGUUGGUGCAGCAGGAGGCGAAAAAGAGGGGCUGUGAACAGGUGCUCUGGCUCUAUGGGCCUGACCACCAGCUCACCGAGGUGGGCACCAUGAACAUCUUCAUCUACUGGACCCACGAGGAUGGGGUGCUGGAACUGGUGACCCCCCCACUGGACGGCGUCAUCCUGCCCGGAGUCGUCAGACAGAGUCUGCUGGACCUGGCUAGGACUUGGGGUGAGUUCCGGGUGGCAGAGCGGAAGAUCACCAUGAAGGACUUGUCGCGGGCGCUGGAGGAGGGGCGGGUCCGGGAAGUCUUUGGCUCUGGCACCGCUUGCCAGGUCUGCCCUGUGCACCAAAUCCUGUACCAAGGCAAGCACUUGCAUAUUCCCACCAUGGAAAACGGGCCUGAGCUUAUCCUCCGCUUCCUGAAGGAGCUGAAGGCGAUCCAGUACGGAGCAGGAGCCCACGACUGGAUGCUGCCAGUGUGACGCUAGAGACUCAGCCCUACCUCUCCCCGGAUCCACCCCCCACCCCCGCGGCAUCUAGUCCUCCACGGGCCCUCCCCUCCCUACCAAUGACUCACCUGAAGUGCAAUAUGAAAUAAAAGGCCGGGGGCUGCCGGGACGCCUGGGUCUCUGGCGCCCCCACAUGGUCGACACUCCCAAAGCCAUAAGGGUCGGACCCGGGCGUCUAGGCCCCUAGCCCCGCCUCUCAGAUCUUGGGGGAUUUGGGCUUCCCGCUGCUCCGUGUUGUGGGGUCAAGGAUACACUUUGACCCGACCCAACUCGACUUCGCAUCUCUCCGUUUUCAGGCCGGAUCUCCCGGUGCUGCUGUUGAUUUUUUUUUUUUCCUUUUGCUGCAAUUUUGAAAUAAAUGCCAAAG